AUGGAUCGAAGCGUUUCUCCAUCCCUGAGAGAUGCUACAACUUUAAGUGGAAGCAGGCUGGCGAAUUCGCUGUCCAAGCUUUCAAAUUCUGGAAAACAACAUCACAGACCUAGUGUAAAUGAUUCAAUUUAUGGAAUUUCUCCCAAGACGAGCUAUGGCUCAAGGUAUACCACAACUGGGUAUGCUCCAUCAAUAGAAGGUGUGCAAGAAAACUCGAGCACGUCAUUUCAGACUGAUAGGGCGAGAAACUAUGUGUCCACUGGUCAGAUACGAUCAUCUGGCCUGAAAUAUUCACUUCAGGUGUCCAAGGAAUUGUCCAGUAUAGAUAAAAUCAAUGAUCCACGAUUGAAAUCAAUCGUGGUUGCUGGAAAAAAUCAUCUUGGGCUCUACGAGUUCGACAAUGAGACCGAGAAAAUACGAUGUGUUCAUGACUAUCUUCAAAGUACUAAUGACCAUGGGCCAAGCAAUGCGCGAUCAUUCAAAAAGCUAAGCACCAUAUCUGAUGUGAAGACCGGAUUUUACAACUAUAGAAAUUAUGUUGCAACCUGUGGCACGUCCAAUUCGGUAUCCAUUUAUGACAUCAAUAAGGCACAUGCGAACACCGGACCCUUAGCAACCGUUUUGUCCAAACAUACCAGGUCCAUCAAUAGCGUUGAUUUUAACAUGUCACAAACGAGUCUAAUAAUAAGUGGUGGUCAAGACGGAUGCGUAAAAGUGUGGGACCUUCGGUCCAAUGACCGUCACCGAAAUAAAAGUGAUAUUACUAUCAACAGUGGUUCUGACUCUGUAAGGGAUGUCAAGUGGCAGCCAACAUUUGAUACCAUUAGUUACGAUUCAGUGUCAGGCGUGGCCAAUCGAGGCCAUAAAUUUGCAUCAAUCCACGAUUCAGGAUUACUCUUGACUUACGAUCUCCGACAGCCUUCGCAAGCUGAAAACAGAAUCAAUGCACAUACUGGGCCUGGACUUUGCCUCAGUUGGCACCCCGUUUACGAGUAUAUCAUGACAGGAGGAAGAGAUGGUAAAUGCUGCUUGUGGAAUGUUAGUGUAAGAAAUCCAAACUUGGUGGGUAAUCCCAGUGCACACCAAAGCAAUUCUUUCGGGUCCACAAAUACUUUACUAACGCCAACUUAUUCGAUCAAUCCUACUGUAACAGCUUCGGAUGUCAUGGUCAACACCGCCCACCCCCUUACCAAGCUGAAAUUUCGACCUUCAAAUGUGGAGAAUGUCUUCAACUCAGUUGUUGCCCUAUCUUCCUUGGGAGAAAACUCUGAUGUCUCUCUUUACUCACUUAGUAGGCCAUUUGUCCCAAAAAAUGUUCUCACCACAACCACACCGUCGUGUGGGUUUGUAUGGUGGGACGAGAAUUUUAUCUUCAACAUUGAUAAGCAGAACACGAUCACCGGCUGGGAUCUUGAACGUGAGCCAACUGCUUUAGAUAACCUCGCGAAAAACGUAAUAGGAUGGAGAGACAUAGAGGGUGAUGGGAUGCUAUUCCUUUCUCAAGAACGAGGAGGAUAUGAACAAACGCAAAGGUCGUCGAUUGAUCCUCAAACAGAAAAGCGCAACUUAUCACAGAGUCGGAAGAGUGUGAAUUCUGUGAAUAACUUGUUUUCCGGUAAUGUUCUGCGACAUAAUUCGAGCACUUCGUCAUUUUCUGCCUCGACCUCUCAACAAGGAACUGCUGCGGCGUUCAUGGACCGCCCUUCUUAUCCACGCAGCGGUACGUCGUACAAUUUCAAAAAUCUUCAUGGCCAACCGUUAGGAUCAUACAACAGUCAGAGCAAUCAACACCACAAUUCAAUCACUUCGAUCAGUACUUCCUCAACUGUCUUAGACAGCGGUGGUGAAUACAUUUCCCCUCGCGUAAUAAGUUUGGACUUACCCCAUCUUAUGAACAGAAUCAUGAGCUCUUCGUCACCAAAUGCUGCUAACAGGUCCAACAUGGCAGAUUUCCAAGCUCUUAAGGAGUCUCCCGUGGAGGUUUUCAAGUUUUUAGCUAGAGAGCUCAGGUUUUCACACGUUGUGGAAAAUUUGAACGCAGCUAGUGAAGUAGCCGCUUCCGCCCCCAGUGAAGCCUCUUCUCAAAGCGAAGAUGACAUGGACAUAAAGAAGCAUCUAAUCAAUCAAUUUGGUCUUGCAGAGGAUAACACUUGGACAAAAUUUAUAAAAAAUGCUCCGCAUAAUGAUAAGGAGUUGAAUGAAGUUGAAAAUGCUCAUCAAUCAAACGAUACAGAUGCAUCAAAUUCUUCUUUGAGAAGCCAUUUCAGCUCAAAAGCGGAUGUCAACAAGAUGGAUGACGCUGUGCAGUUGAGGAAAAACUCUUCGGUGGAAAGAAACGGUAUAGUGGCCAAGAAAAGAAUUGAACAUUUCAUUGAGCUUAUUUCUAUAUGUGAUCAUAACGCUGAGACUUAUCUCUUUGUUGAAGACCUGAGUAAUUUCAAGAUCUGGAUGAUGCUGAGAGAUUCUCUCCUUUGGGAUUUGAGGCAAGUUGCAGACAAGGUCAAGUUGGAUACAUCAGAUUCAGUCUCAGAUGUCAUAGACGAGAGUGGAAACUUGGUGGAAAUGGCGCGCAAAAUGCGCCGAUCAUCAGAAGCGUCCGAGUAUAGCAGUUUCAGUGCUAGCGAAAUAGCUUCGACGCAAUUGUCUGGUAGCCUUUCAAAACAUCGCGAUGAGCUUAAUCAAGAUAACCUAUCGAGAGCAAGCUCGAGCUCGAACAUCAAAGCGCAGACGUCCCAGAGUCUAGAGAGUGAUCGUGACCAUUUGUUAUUCUACUCGGAUUCGCGGCGGACAACUCCUGAGGCAAGCUCCUCAAAGUCAGGCCCUGGAGAAUUGCGGAAGCUGCAACCUCUUGCAGAAGAUAAUGAUGACGUCGCGAUUGAAGAGGAGGACGAAAGUCAGGAAACGGAAUUUCAGCAGCAGACACAGGGCAUACCUAUCCUUCGGAAUGCAGGCAGGAGAAUUUCUUUUGUAGAUAACUUCAUCAACAAUUUGAGAUCCCCCAAAAGUAGUCAUGAUGACCGAGACUCCAGUGUUCAUAAAACGACACACCCUUUCACUUCAAGGAGGUCCAUGCGACAUAGCUUCAGCUCCUCGCUCGUGAGUCCAGGCUCGUCAAAGCUUUCAGGGAGGAAUCAAAAGUACCAGUCAAACAGUUUUGCUAGUUUAGAAGAACCUUCGGAGCAACUUUUUCGAAGGUCAAUUGACGCAAAUGAGUCGCUUGGUAUCAAGCUGCAAUCUAAUUCCGGUACUCAGCAGUCAAUGAUAAGUCAGAUGUUAAAAAACAACAAAAAGAAUGAAACGGUCCCUCCGUGGGAUUCCUCAAAACUGAUCAAAAAAUACUUCGAUGAGUCGGUCGAAAAUGGUAACGUUCUCCUUACAAUUGCAAUCAUUCUUCUAUUUCAAACAACAUUUCGUGUCGCCAGCACUGUAGUGGUCAAGAACGCCCUUGCAGAGUUUUUCGAUUUGUUACACAAGUACGAAUUGUUCGAAACGGCCGCUGACCUGGUAAAAAAUUGUCCUUGGGAUGAUAUUUUAGGCUCUGGUACCGGACAGUGCACAGUAAGGAUCUACUGCGAAACGUGUAAAAAAUUACUGGUCAAUGAGCGUUCCAAGGAAAAGUUCAUGACGGAACGGAAGCAAACUGGUGAUGCGCAGGUUAUGAAUAGAUUUGGAUACUGGUAUUGUGAUGCAUGUUCCAGACGCAACACGCUCUGUGUGAUUUGUGAACGACCAUUGAAAAAACUUGCGAUGUGCGUGUUGAAUUGCGGCCAUAUGGGACACUUUGAAUGCUUACAAAAUUGGUUCAUGCAUGAUCAAAUGGAUAGUUGUCCUUGCGGAUGUCUCGGCAAGCUUAUAUAA
Molecule: messenger RNA, 3858 nt
Organism: Lachancea lanzarotensis
Lineage: Eukaryota; Fungi; Ascomycota; Saccharomycetes; Saccharomycetales; Saccharomycetaceae
Gene: RTC1
Product: LALA0S13e02344g1_1
Exons: 1
Coding region: 1-3858 (1285 amino acids)
Biological process (GO): positive regulation of TOR signaling
Molecular function (GO): protein binding
Source: RefSeq, a predicted model, not a curated record